Dermatophagoides farinae (American house dust mite) is the source of this 500-nucleotide messenger RNA. The record is from RefSeq and is a predicted model, not a curated record. NCBI's taxonomy places the organism in Eukaryota, Metazoa, Arthropoda, Arachnida, Sarcoptiformes, Pyroglyphidae.
AUUCCUUGACCAGACGAAUUCGAAGAACAAAUGGUAUAGAAAUGGAAUGGAAAAAAUUUUCCGUAAUGAUCAAUCAUUAAAAGUUGGAAAAUAUUCCGUGCAACAAAAUUAUUUAGUUGAUAUUAUGAAACCAUUUUCAUGACGAAAAUUACUUGUUUUUUCUAGUACAAUGAAUGAAAAUGAAUCAAAUUGGUGAAAUGAAUUCUUCGAUAACAUCAACAAAUAUCAACGAAAUGAUACAGAAACAAAAACAGACAAUCAUCAAGAUUUAUACUGAUUGGGCUAAUCAUUAUCUUAAAAAACGUUACUAUGAAUUAGAUAAACAGCAAAGCCAAUUAUUAUCCAACGACCAAUCAUCAUCAAUAUCAUCGAAAAUUCCGGCAGCAUCAUCAUCGAAAUUGUGUAAUAAUCGAAAUAAUCGUCCAUUAAUCACGUCAUUAAUCAAUGAUUUACAUGAUGGUGUACUACUCAUACAUCUAGUCGAAUCAGUUAGUAAGUAG